CACGGGGCGGCCGGGGAGCCGGGGCCGGGCGGAGAGCAGCCAUGGCGCCGCGCAGGGCCGGGACGCGCGCCGCUGCGGGCGGCCUGGGCGCCGAGUAGUCGGGCCGGGCCGGAGCGCGGGCGGCGGCGGCGGCAGCUGCGCCCGCGCCCCUCGCCUCCCAGGCCCCCGCGCCCCGCGCCCGGGCCGCCGGCGAUGGUGACACAUGCGGCGGCGGCGCGCCGGCGGCAGGACCAUGGUUGAGCGCGCCAGCAAGUUCGUGCUGGUGGUGGCGGGCUCGGCGUGCUUCAUGCUCAUCCUGUACCAGUACGCGGGCCCUGGGCUGAGCCUGGGCGCGCCCGGCGGCCGCGCGCCGCCCGACGACCUGGACCUCUUCCCCACGCCCGACCCGCACUACGAGAAGAAGUACUACUUUCCGGUGCGCGAGCUGGAGCGCUCGCUGCGCUUCGACAUGAAAGGCGACGACGUGAUCGUCUUCCUGCACAUCCAGAAAACGGGCGGCACCACCUUCGGCCGCCACCUCGUGCAAAACGUGCGCCUUGAGGUGCCCUGCGACUGCCGGCCCGGCCAGAAGAAGUGCACCUGCUACCGGCCCAACCGCCGCGAGACCUGGCUCUUCUCCCGCUUCUCCACGGGCUGGAGCUGCGGGCUGCACGCCGACUGGACUGAGCUCACCAACUGCGUGCCCGGCGUUCUGGACCGCCGCGACCCCGCCACGCUGCGCACGCCCAGGAAGUUCUACUACAUCACCCUGCUGCGCGACCCCGUGUCCCGCUACCUGAGCGAGUGGCGGCACGUGCAGCGGGGGGCCACGUGGAAGACGUCGCUGCACAUGUGUGACGGGCGCACGCCCACGCCCGAGGAGCUGCCGCCCUGCUACGAGGGCACGGACUGGUCAGGCUGCACGCUGCAGGAGUUCAUGGACUGCCCCUACAACCUGGCCAACAACCGCCAGGUGCGCAUGCUGGCCGACCUGAGCCUGGUGGGCUGCUACAACCUGUCCUUCAUCCCCGAGGGCAAGCGGGCCCAGCUGCUGCUGGAGAGCGCCAAGAAGAACCUGCGCGGCAUGGCCUUCUUCGGCCUGACGGAGUUCCAGCGCAAGACGCAGUACCUGUUCGAGCGGACGUUCAACCUCAAGUUCAUCCGGCCCUUCAUGCAGUACAACAGCACGCGGGCGGGCGGCGUGGAGGUGGACGGCGCCACCAUCCGGCGCAUCGAGGAGCUCAACGACCUGGACAUGCAGCUCUACGACUACGCCAAGGACCUCUUCCAGCAGCGCUACCAGUACAAGCGGCAGCUGGAGCGCAGGGAGCAGCGCCUCAAGAGCCGCGAGGAGCGCCUGCUGCACCGCGCCAAGGAGGCGCUGGCACGCGAGGACGCCGAGGAGCCGGGCCGCGUGCCCACCGAGGACUACAUGAGCCACAUCAUUGAGAAGUGGUAGUGGCGGCCGGCGCGGGGUGGGGCGGGGGAAUCGGACGGACAGACCAGCACGCAGCCACCCCGGGUCUAUGGGAAGAGAGGCCCAAAUCCGCUGCCCAGAAGGUAGAUGUGUCCUGAGCACGAGUGGCAGGGGCGCGUGGUGGGCUGGGCGGCAUUGGUUCUCACUGUUUCUCCCAGGCCGCGGGCUGAGAAACUGACCUGUGCAGCCCACUGGGUCAGAGGAAAGCAUGCCUGGGGGAGCCCCAGUCAGGUCUGCACAGGCCAAGGGCAGCGCCGGCCCUGCUCUCCUGGCCCCCACCUUCCUCACAGUGGCCAAGGAUUUGGAGACGAGAGAGACAGGAGAGUCGAGAGUGGACUGCAGGCCAGGAGUGCAUCCCAUGCCCACUGCACGCCCCUCUCUGGCCAGUAGGGGGUUGAGACCAGCGCCAGGCGCUUUCCCCAGGCUCAGGCCAUCCUGGCAGCCCCCUGGCCUCGGGUGACCACAUUGCCCCAGGGCCUGUGUGAAGCCACCUCCCUGGGAACACGGGCAGCCAUCUGCGUGUCAUCAGGAAUAGAGCCCCCAGCGUGCCCAUCUUCACGGUCAGGGCCCCCCACUUCUGAAGCCAAGAAGACUCUAGUCUAGCCCCAAGGAAUCCCACCCCCAUCUCUGGCCCAAGAUCAAAACCCACUGUGGUUUCGUGCCUUGGGUCAGGAGAUGGGCCACACCUCCCGGCCCCCGUUUCCCACAGUGCUCAGACUGGGGGGGGCUGUGGGCGAUGGGCCCGCCUCCCUGCCCCCGUUUCCCACAGUGCUCAGACUGGGGGAGCUGUGGGAGAUGGCCCGCCUCCUGGCCCCUGCCAUGGACACAGUGUGUCCCAGGAGAGGGAAGGCUGUGGCCACCUGUGUCUGACCCCCCCCAGCUGGCCUUUGGGGGUGACCACCCAGCAGACCAGCUCAGACAGGAAGGGGGAUGGAACCCGAGAGCUCCCCCUGCCCCAGUCUCUCUUCUGACCCUCUGGGAUUUGUCAGCAGACUGCCCCUAGCCCGAAGCCCGUCACUUGGACAUUAUUCAGGGUUCAUACCCACUGCUCCCACCACCUGCGUAUGGAGUACAAUCAAGCCUCCGUUGGCUGGAACUCGGCAGACGGCUGCUGCUGCCCAUGAGCCAUACUUGGAGCCAUGGUGGUUCUGGAUGGCCGGGAGGUGCCUCGGGCUUUCAGAUUCUCAACUCUGGUUGGAAGCUCCCGGGUACCCUCCCCACCCCGGCUCUCCCUGCACCCCGCCCCCCCCGCCCGCCUGGUCAGGCCCUGUUCACUGCAGCCCCGCAGGUUAGGAGAAGCCACGUCUCAUGUCUGUUGUAGACACUCUCCCUGCCCCUGGCCCUCCUGUGCUCGAGGAGGCCGGGCCAGUGUCCCCUCUGGAGGUGCCUCCCCACACGAGGCACCUGGGUUCUGGGCAGCUGAGUGUGAGCCCCACACCUGAGGUGGACGGGCGCCCUGUCUCCAAGAGAGGAAGCAUGUGUGCCUGGAGGCUGCAGGCCGCACUCAAGGAUGGCGGCGAGGGCCGUGGGCCACCUGGCGAGGGGCUGGCACGGGCAACAGCCUCAUGGGAGAUCCCACCAGGGGUUCCCUGGCCCAGAUUCCACUCAGCCACCCCAGCUGUUCCACCAUGGAGUGAAGGCAUGGGAGCAAGGGCCCUUCCAGAGCAGAGGAGAGGCUGAAGUGCCGAGUGACGUGGCACCCAGGAGGAAGCGGCUUUAGUCUUUGCUUGUCUGGCAUAAGGGCCCCACCAUCCACCUUCCUACACUGGCCACUUCAUCCUGUAGUCCAAGGGCAGAGCUGUCAGCAGGCCUGGGUGGGCACCGUGCCAGGCAGCCCAGGACCACCCCUCGAGUGGACACAUAAUGCCGAAGAGGCGAGGUAAUUGAGUGGCUCUUUUAAGGGGAACUGAAGGUCAGUGGGGGUGUCUGGGCUCUGACGCUCAUCAUUUGGGGCACGCGUGCUCUGGGGAGGGGAGAUGUGUUCACAAGAGCUCUGUGGUCUUGCACAAGCACGUGAGGCGCUGGGGGCUUGCUGUGGCCUCCCUUUGGGAGGUGGCCGACUCCAGGGCAUAGUGGAAAGCUCGGCCAUGUUCUGCCUGUGCCCCUGGGCACCUGGCCAGCAGCCUGGCUCAGGACGGCCCUCCUCGUGGUGGCUUUCCUGUGUGUGCGGGCCUGAGUGUAGGAUCUGGUUUGUACAUAUUGCAAUGUGUUAACUUAUGGCCUGUUGUCCCAGUUCACACGGAAGUAUGGGUCUCUUUUCGGUUUCUUUGCUGCAUCUGGAAAGCUGUCCUGUCUCGGGCCAGCACCCAGGCUGAGGUGCCCAGAGACGGUGCCAACUGGCAGAGCCCUCAGCUUCUCAAGUCUCCAGUCCAGCCUCUCCCGCUCAGGCCACCUGCGUUGAGGUGACGGCUCCUGUGCUGGCGGCAGCUCCUCGACGCCACGCUGGGCCCCACGGAAGGGGCGGCCCCACCGGGCUGUUCCCAGGCUGAGAGGACAGGCGCAAACACGCAGUGAGCGAACAGCCCACUCCCCACACAGGCCUGCACCGGCCUCUCCUGGAGGAGGAGCCGGGGACGGCCAGAUUGUCCGAGCAACGAGUCUGUGAACUUUUUGGGAACUGGAAGUGUUUAACUUGAACCCAGAAGCAUUUAAAGCUUUAUUUAUUUAUAGCUUCUUAUUAAAAAAAAAAAGUGUUGAGAAGAAAUCUUUUGGUUAUUCAUACAAAAAAAAAAUGAAGUGAUGAUGGAAAAGCAAGUCAUAAUCAUCUAAUUGUUUUUGUCUAGGUCGAGAAUGAAUGUUAGCAGAUGAAAUAAACCCUGAAAAGGA
This is a messenger RNA of Diceros bicornis minor, 4282 nucleotides long. RefSeq names its product heparan sulfate 6-O-sulfotransferase 1 (gene HS6ST1). Gene Ontology annotation, cellular component: membrane. Bases 203 to 1438 code for a protein of 411 amino acids. The transcript has 2 exons. Gene Ontology annotation, molecular function: heparan sulfate 6-sulfotransferase activity. Lineage: Eukaryota; Metazoa; Chordata; Mammalia; Perissodactyla; Rhinocerotidae. The record is from RefSeq and is a predicted model, not a curated record.